Meleagris gallopavo (turkey) is the source of this 2283-nucleotide messenger RNA. The record is from RefSeq and is a predicted model, not a curated record. Lineage: Eukaryota; Metazoa; Chordata; Aves; Galliformes; Phasianidae.
GUGUUCCAGCCACCAGGGACAUCGAAGAAGAGUGACCCCGUGGAGCUGCAGGUGACAGAUCACAGUUAUCCCCCACCUGGCAUUUCCCUGAUACCCAAAGAACGUGUGGAGUUGGGGACCAAUGUCACCAUCCAGUGCUGGAACCAGGAAUACAGGGGCACCAUCUUCCUGCACAAGGCUGGGCACUCAGCCCCUAUCCAGCACCAGGUCCCUGAUUUUGGGGGCAUGGCCACCUUCACCAUCUUUGGGGUGACCCCAUCCGACUCUGGCACCUACAGGUGCUCCUACCGCAUUGGGAGCUCCUACCUUCUAUUGUCACCCCUUGGGGAUAAUGUGACACUGGAAGUGAAUUCCGAACCUGCUCCCCCAGGUGAUGAGAGGAGGUCCCGUGGGAACCUGGUGGUGGCAGUGGUGAGGGGCUGCGCUGCCGCCCUCGUCUUUGGCCUGGGCCUCUACUUUGUCCUCGAUGCCCGCAGCCUCUGGAUACAAAGAGAUGACAGCCCUGGUGGGGAAGACAGCUGAAUCACUUUGACUCUCAAUAGAACGCCUUUAGUUCCCCCCAAGUAUUUUCUGCUUCCUCUCUGAUAGCGUAUAUACCCUCCGAUCUCCCUCCCAUUCCUUUCAAUCCCCAUACCUCCCUCCAGCUGUGUCCUUCCUCAUCUUCCAUCCCGUAUAGGUGGAUAAAUCCCCUUAACGUUACCCUGCCUUCGCUUCCAUGCACUGUUGAUCCCCCUCUUGCUCUCUGGUGCCCUCCAUAACCCCCAUCCCCCUCCCCUCCCAAUUUUAAUACAGAUGCCCCUCCCCCAGGAGGGCUGAGUCCAUUCAGUUCCCAGACAACAUCUGAGUCAGGCAAUCCCUAAACACAACCUACCCCCUUGCGGAUCCCCCAAAUCCCACUGUGAACUCCAAACCCUGUCCACGUGGACCCCAAGGGACUCCCAGUUUCAUAUGCCUUACUCUGUCUCUAUGUGCAUCCCCAAAUCCAGCCCAUGGAAAAACUAAAAUCUACGUGGUGGGAAUACCAGAUAGAAUCCUCCAGCCUUUCUUGUGCUCUUCCAGCCCUACACACACACAGACCCUACAGGCACCCCCAGAACUGAGAACAGAGCAGCCACGUAGAGCACAGCCAGCACAAAGUCCCAGGGAAUCCCCAGACCUCCUGCACAGCCCCCAGAUCCUAUGGCCACCUCCAAGCCAUAGUGGAACCCCCAAAUGCCAUGCAUAGGACCCCCCAUAUCUGACCUAUGGAGUCCUCCCGUCUAAGCCUCCCCCGCUCCCCUAGCCCCAAACGCCCCUCAGAACUCGUGGGCAUCCUCAGACCAUAAUGAGACACUCCGAAACCAUGCUUGGAUCCACAAAAUUAAUCCCAAGCCCACCCUGCUUGUGACCCAGUCUUAGCCAACAGAAUCCCAAACGUCCCAAAUCUAACAUCCCCAAAUCCUCACCAGUGUGCCCCACAUCACUCAAAAGCAACCCAAAACCCCAAAUCAUCGGUUCUAACCCCCAAAUCCUUCUUUAUCAUCCUCAAAUCCCUUCUCACUCACUGGUUCCCAAAAGCUUUCCCGAGUUUUAGCAUUGGCUGCAGGGUGGUGAGCAGUCGCGCUGAGCGUCGCUUGUUUUGUAAAUCUGUAAAUAUUAUUACCUGUCAUGGGUUUAUGAUUUCUGCUUAUUGGCAUUCCGCAUCAUAACUUCAUGUGGAGGGUAAAAGAGCCAGUGCUCCAGUUGCAUGGAUCGUGGAUCGUUCCACACACCUGGUUCUCCAAGGAGAAGAAGAACUGCACACCACGCACCCCAGAGGACUUCGUGUUGUUCUGUUGUCUGUUUUCCAUUCAGAGGGAAAGAUAAAACUGCUGGCAGUUCAUGAGCUGCCCUCUCUUUUCCCUUCCUGCUCCUCCCAGCAACGUGUGUGCUCCCCAGCCAUCUCGACUUCAGCAUUAGAGUAAGAACUUUGGUUUUGGACACACUCUGAUUCUAAUAGAUUUAUUAGCUUCAAUUUCAGCUACAUUACAUUACAUUGUGCUACACCGAAUUACUUUGCAUUCUGACGUCUUUAUUUAGUAAAUUACCUUUUCUCCUCAGAUGGUUGCUACCAGUUCGUUCCUAGGCCCAUCUCCCUACCCACUCCCCAUUUCCCCCUUUCCCCUUUCCCAGGGCAUGGCUUCACGGGUCCCCCCACCACAUCAGUGAAAGAAUCAGACCGAACCGACCUGUGAACCAUCCAUAUGACCAUCAUCGUGACUCCUCUCUUCCUUUUCUACCCUAUUAAAUUAGUUUUUAUUGCAA